UUUUUUUUAAACAAACUAAUCGAAGCAAAGCAUACAAUAGGGCCCCCAUGUGGCUCUUCUAGUCUUCACUGCAUCUUCCCAGCUACUUCCUCUCACCUCUUUCUCUUCUCAAUUGCCUUUCCUUUCUUUCUUUUUUCUUACCUUCGGAAACUGUGUACUUUUUCCACUUCAUGUGAUCAAAAUUUUGGGAUAAAAAUAUGGUAGCAGAGUCUUGGUUUCGUAGUCUUUGGAAAAUUCCACGGAGGCAUGAAGGAGGCUCAGAGAAGGUUGAAAUUGGAGUAUUAGCAUUUGAAGUUGCGAGCUUGAUGUCUAAGCUUGUGCAGCUAUGGCAGUGUCUGAGUGAUAAGCAGGUUAUUAGGUUGAGAGAGGAGAUCACAAGUUCCGAGGGGAUUAAGAAGCUAGUAUCGGAAGAUGAAGAUUACAUAGGUCGCUUGAUAUGUGCAGAAAUGAUUGAAAAUAUUACACAUGUUGCAAAGUCCGUGGCUAGGCUUGCGAAGAAAUGUGGUGAUCUGGGUUUGAAGAGUUUUGAACUUGUCUUUGCUGAGUUGGUCCAGAUUGGUGCUGACCCUUAUGGUUGGGGAUUUUCGUCAAAGAAGAUGGACAAGAAAGUGAAGAAGAUGGAGCGUUUCAUUGCGGUGAAUGCAUCUUUGUAUCAAGAGAUGGAAAUGCUCGCAGAUCUUGAGCAAACUCUAAGGAGAAUGAAAAGUGGUGAUAUGGAGCCAGAGAAUUUGCUUGAAUUUCAGAAGAAGGUUAUGCGGAAGCAGCAUGAACUGAAGAGUCUGCGGGAGAUAUCUCUUUGGAAUAGGACAUAUGAUUAUACAAUUCGCCUUUUGGCAAGAUCGAUAUUCACAAUAUUUGGUAGAAUCAAACAUGUCUUUGGAAUUGAACAAAAUGUGGAUGAUGGAGAUUCAAGGGUGGCGAAUUCAGAUUUUAUGUAUCGCAGCCAAUCAGUUUCUGCCUUAAUGCAAUCUUCAGUUCAUCCAACUGAGAAUACUAGCCUUACCCGAUUUUCUUCAGGCCCUUUUGGAAUGUUUAGCACUAAAUCAGGCCCAAUUCCAAAACCAAGUAAAACUAAUUAUUUCCAUUCUGGGCCUCUUGGUGGCUCAACCACAAACUCAGGCUCUAUUAGUGGAAAGAAUGGAAAUUUUAACUUCCAUUCAGGUCCACUUGGGAGGCCUACAGCAAAGUCAGGACCAAUUUUUGCAAUGGAUAAAAUCAGCAAGAAGAUUUGGCAGACUAACAAACACCCAGCUGCUGUUAGCGGAAAGAAAUCUCACUUGAAAAGCAACAGAUUGACUCAAGUGGGACCUUUUAAAGGAUGCAUGAUAGCUGCCGAUAGUGGUACCAUCAGAAAUUGUUAUAUAAGUUCAAAUGGUAUUCAUUCAGGAAUUCUUAAUGGAGCUAAAGAUGGAAAUCUUAACCUUCCUGAAGGAAAUGCUGUUCAAACUAGUUCACCAGUGUUCAGAUCCCAAUGCAGGUUGUUGGAUGCUCCGCCUGAAACUCUUGGUGCUUCUGCUUUAGCACUGCACUAUGCAAAUGUUAUCAUUGUUAUCGAGAAGUUAGCAGUAUCUCCUCACUUGAUUGGUCAUGAUGCUAGAGAUGAUCUUUACAACAUGUUACCUGCAAGUGUAAGAGCUGCAUUGAGGGUAAGGCUAAAACCAUAUACAAAGAGCUUAGCUUCAUCAGUUUAUGAUACAGAACUUGCAGGAGAGUGGACUGAGGCAAUGUCUGCCAUAUUAGAGUGGUUGGCACCGCUAGCUCAUAAUAUGAUAAGAUGGCAAUCUGAGCGGAGUUUCGAACAGCAGAACUUUCUUUCGAGGACUAAUGUGCUUCUGGUGCAAACUCUCUACUUUGCAAAUCGAGAAAAGACAGAAGCAGCUAUCACUGAGAUUCUUGUUGGUCUGAAUUAUGUCUGGAGACUCGGUAGAGAACUCAAUGCAAAGGCUCUGCAGGAAUGUGCGAGCAGUAGCAUCUUUGAUGAAUCUUUGGAUCUAGAGAAAUGAAGUUAUUUGACUGCAGUUGCAGUAUCUCCACGGAUACAUCGCAUCAGGUUGAAUGUUGGCAAGAUUCCAUUUCUGGCCAGCAAUGGAGGCUUAUCCGUUCUAUUUUCCAGCGUUCAUUGAAGAAGAAAGAACAAUCCAACCUACUAUGAAAUACAUCAUUAAGCAUUCUUUGUGAGUCAGAGGUAUAGUUUGAGCUUUAAAAUCAUUUAUUUUAUAUUUUUUGGGGGAAGUGCUGGUGAUCUUUUCCUAGUUUUGAAGAUUGUUUCUUUAUUAUCUUCCUCGUAAUACCCUUUCCUAGUUAAGUAGUCAUCCAUGAAAUGUGUAUAUUAUUUAGAGCUACCCUGUUAAAUUAAUUGUAUAUUUACCAUAUAGGUUUAUUCAUAGAUUUAUAUGUUGCGGAUGCCUCUCGGUUGGGUGUGCUUUUAUCUGGCAGCCAAUGUUUGAUGUGACAAUAUUGAGAUUUGCUCCCCUUGAUAGCUGAAGCAGAUGUAAAUCAGGUUGCAUGGCCAGAAUCCGAGGUUGAUUCCUUUCUUAUGGUCAGGCUACCAUAUUACAGCCAGCUAUGAAAUUGCAAUGAGGUUGCUUGAAUUGUUUUGUUGAAUGAUGUCACAAGGUAUGGUUUGCUGAAUGUAAUGUCUGGUGAAGAGCUUUUAGCAGGAUUAGUCUGGAAGCCUAAUUUACUAAGAGAUUGGGGAAAUCUUGCAGUCAUUUACAAAUUGCCAUGAAUGAAUACUGAAACUGGUGCACAUGGUAGCUGGUAAGCAUCUGAUUUCAGAUUCCUGAGUAUCAUGAUUGGAUUGCUUCAGGAAGAGAUGUACCUAGAGAAGAUUGAGACUUGAGAGCUCUGGUUGAUGUUAAUCAUCCUCUCAAGUCGCCAUGAGCUUGACCUAGUGCCUUUAUUUCUCCUCCCUUAUAAUUUGUCUUCAUUGGAGCAGAGGCAAUUGAUGCACUUAACAUAAACAUCAACUGCCUUUUCUUUUUUUGUUUUCUUUCAGGGUUUUGUAGAGAGAAAUGCUAAAGGGAUUGAAAAAGUAUAGGGCUGCAUAGUCUGAAUGUUAGACAUGAAAUCUUUAUCA
Molecule: messenger RNA, 3079 nt
Organism: Theobroma cacao (cacao)
Lineage: Eukaryota; Viridiplantae; Streptophyta; Magnoliopsida; Malvales; Malvaceae
Product: type-1 restriction enzyme mjaxp r protein (DUF668)
Biological process (GO): positive regulation of growth
Source: RefSeq, a predicted model, not a curated record